Molecule: messenger RNA, 892 nt
Organism: Pelodiscus sinensis (Chinese soft-shelled turtle)
Lineage: Eukaryota; Metazoa; Chordata; Testudines; Trionychidae
Source: RefSeq, a predicted model, not a curated record
CCUGCUUUAGCUUGUCAGAGGUUAGGCUUUGUAGGAGCAAUCGUGGUGACACGUUACUUGGGGGGUGAUGAUGGGGGUUACCUUAUUUUUGCAGGGUGAAUUCAAGUCAGAGCCUUCCUCUGAGGACACGCUACCAGGACGAACCAAUCUAGGUUGGGCAUCUGUAGCGUUUAGCUGCCAGGUGUACCUUCAGAUGAAGUGGCCGCUUCUGGACGUUCCGGCUGGCGCUACGCUGAAAGACAGCAGAUCUCCAUCACCGGCACACUUGUCGAACAAAGUGCCGGUGGUGCAGCAUGCGCAUCACAUGCACCCGCUGACCCCCCUCAUCACCUACAGCAACGACCACUUCUCGCCGGGCUCGCCGCCUUCCCACCUCUCGCCAGAGAUCGAUCCAAAGACGGGAAUUCCACGACCACCGCACCCUUCAGAACUGUCUCCGUAUUAUCCGCUGUCUACCAGUGCUGUCGGCCAACUCCCCCAUGCAUUGGGCUGGCUGGUACCACAGCAAGGACAGCCGGUGUACUCCAUUCCUCCCGGGGGAUUCAGACACCCGUACCCUGCCCUAGCUAUGAAUGCUUCGAUGUCCAGUCUGAUGUCCAGUCGGUUUUCCCCCCACAUGGUCCCGCCUCCCGCCCAUGGCCUGCACCCCUCGGGAAUCCCACACCCCACCAUCGUCUCCCCCGUCAUCAAACAGGAGCCUACGCCGGCCAGCAUGAGCCCCGGAGGGAAUUCGAAAUCCCCCGUCACUGUGAAGAAGGAGGAGGAGAAAAAGCCCCACAUAAAGAAGCCGCUCAACGCGUUCAUGUUGUACAUGAAGGAGAUGAGGGCCAAGGUGGUGGCGGAGUGUACGCUGAAGGAGAGUGCGGCCAUCAACCAGAUCCUGGGACGAAGG